Asparagus officinalis (garden asparagus) is the source of this 1879-nucleotide messenger RNA. Its product is annotated as inositol transporter 1. Gene Ontology annotation, cellular component: membrane. The record is from RefSeq and is a predicted model, not a curated record. NCBI's taxonomy places the organism in Eukaryota, Viridiplantae, Streptophyta, Magnoliopsida, Asparagales, Asparagaceae. Gene Ontology annotation, molecular function: myo-inositol:proton symporter activity. Gene Ontology annotation, biological process: transmembrane transport.
CUGCCAUUCUCCCUCCGUAUUCGGUUUCGAUUCGGCUUUUUUAGGUUCUUGAGCCGAAAUCGACACUAAAAAAUGACGAUCAUGUCGAUGCCGAGCAGCUCAGGAUCCAAUCUGGACCCGUCGCGAGGCCGCAGCUUGUCUUAUUUCAGCAACAGCUACGUCCUCGGGCUCGCCGCCACCGCCGUCGCGCCGCUCACCGCCGUCGGCGGUCUUUUUAAUUGUUGAUCCUCAGGUGUUAUUUCUGGUGCUCUCCUUUAUAUCAAAGAUGAUUUUCCAUUGGUUAAAGAGAGCAGUUUCUUACAGGAAACAAUUGUAAGCAUGGCAAUAUUUGGAGCUAUUAUUGGUGCUGCGUGGGGAGGGUGGGUAAAUGAUGCCUAUGGGCGGAAGAAAGCCACCCUUCUUGCUGACAUGAUUUUUGCGAUUGGGUCCUUCAUUAUGUGCGCUGCACCGGACCCUUAUGUCCUUAUUUUGGGGAGGCUCCUUGUUGGUUUGGGUGUUGGAAUAGCCUCGGUUACUGCCCCAGUGUAUAUAGCUGAAGCAUCCCCAUCAGAGAUCAGGGGUGCCCUUGUCAGUACAAAUGUGCUCAUGAUCACCGGUGGACAGUUCAUAUCCUACCUUGUAAAUCUUGCUUUCACUGAGGUAGCUGGGACAUGGCGCUGGAUGCUUGGAGUUGCUGCAUUGCCAGCCAUCAUUCAGUUCUUCCUAAUGCUACUUCUGCCUGAAUCACCGCGCUGGCUUUUUCGCAAGAAUGAGAAAGCUAAAGCUAUUGCCAUACUUUCAAAAAUCUAUGAUUUUGAACGUUUGAAUGAGGAAAUCGACAUUCUUUCCAGCGCUUCAGAACUAGAUAUCUUCAGAAAGACUAAACCUGGGUGUCUGGAUGUUUUUAGAUCCAAAGAGAUGAGGCUUGCUUUCUUUGCCGGAGCUGGCUUACAGGCAUUUCAGCAAUUCACUGGAAUCAACACAGUAAUGUACUACAGCCCUACUAUCGUCCAAAUGGCCGGCUUCUCCUCCAACCAGCUCGCCCUCCUCCUCUCCCUCAUCGUCGCGUCCAUGAAUGCCGCCGGCACCAUCGUUGGCAUCUUCCUCAUCGACCGCUGCGGCCGCCGCAAGCUCGUACUCACCAGCCUCUUUGGAGUCUUCAUCUCUCUCCUCCUACUCGGUUUUUCUUUCUCUGUCGAGUCUUCCGCCAUCUCCUCCAACCUCAAAGCCAGCUAUGGUUGGCUCGCAGUUGCAGGCCUGGCUCUCUACAUCCUGUUCUUCUCACCAGGAAUGGGCCCAGUUCCAUGGGCUGUUAACUCUGAAAUAUAUCCCGAAGCUUACAGAGGGAUUUGUGGAGGGAUGUCAGCGACGGUGAACUGGGUAUCGAAUCUGAUCGUGGCUCAGAGCUUCUUGUCGAUCAUUGGAUUGGUUGGGACUUCGGUGACAUUCUUUAUUAUUGCUGGCAUCACGGUAUUGGCGUUUGCAUUUGUGAUUGCUUUUGUGCCGGAGACGAAGGGGUUGAGCUUUGAGGAGGUGGACAGAUUGUGGAAGGAGAGGGCUUGGGGGCCUGCAGGAGGUAAUUACAGGCAGAGCUUGCUUGAUUCUGAGGCAUAAUUUCAAUAGAUGUUGCCGUUGUUUCUCCUGCAUAUGCAUCGCCUUCUUAUUUUUGAAGAAGGUGGUGGUUUCUGUGCGUUGGAGAGUUAAGGUGUUAUACGAGGGGCUUGGAUUUGUUGAUCACAUAUGUGUCUAGUGUCUUUAUUUUUCUUUUUUUUUUAUCUUCUCUUUUUUCUGUAAUAUAUUGCCCGGUAAGUCCAAAUUGCUUUGUUUUCUGAAAUUGUUGUAGCAUCUCCUUCUGUAUAAUAUAUCAUCCAGUUAGUUCAGAAUUUGUAUUUUGUGCUUU